Messenger RNA from Lolium rigidum, 435 nucleotides. RefSeq names its product heavy metal-associated isoprenylated plant protein 28-like. The record is from RefSeq and is a predicted model, not a curated record. The coding region runs from base 10 to 435 and encodes 141 amino acids. The transcript is spliced from 2 exons. NCBI's taxonomy places the organism in Eukaryota, Viridiplantae, Streptophyta, Magnoliopsida, Poales, Poaceae. Gene Ontology annotation, molecular function: metal ion binding.
AUCGUGGAGAUGUGCGUGCAUAUGUGCUGCGCCGGGUGCGAAAAGAAGAUCAGGAAGGCGGUGGAAAAGUUAGAAGGAGUGGACGAGGUGGAGAUCGACAUGGAGAUGCAGAAGGUGACGGUGAACGGGGACGUGGAGCAGAAGAAGGUGCUCAAGGCGGUACGGAGGACGGGCAAGCGCGCCGUGCUCUGGCCGACGGCGCCGUACAUCGCCGCCGGCGUCGCGGGCAGCGCCGUCCAGCUCCUCGCGCAGCACCAGCUCCAGCACCACCCGGGCGGGGCCCAGACGUACGCGGCGGGGCCCACAUCCUCGUACAACUACUACAAGCACGGCUACGACGACUCGCGCCUCUACGGCGCCAACUCGUCAGUCGUCGGCACCAGGGCCACGGAUUACUUCAGUGACGAGAACACGGGAGGCUGCUCCGUCAUGUGA